Messenger RNA from Onychostruthus taczanowskii (white-rumped snowfinch), 3506 nucleotides. RefSeq names its product CDC42 effector protein 2 (gene CDC42EP2). The record is from RefSeq and is a predicted model, not a curated record. Lineage: Eukaryota; Metazoa; Chordata; Aves; Passeriformes; Passeridae.
CCAUGAAAACGGGGGAGAAUGGGGAGAAUUCCAUGAAAACGGGGGAGAAUUCCAUGAAAAUGGGGGAGAAUUCCAUAAAAACGGGGGAUAAUGGGGCAGAAUUCCAUGAAAACAGGAGAAUGGGGAGCAUUCCAUGAAAACGGGGGAGAAUUCCAUGAAAAGGGGGGAGAAUGGGGAGAAUUCCAUGAAAAUGGGGGAGAAUUCCAUGAAAAGGGGGGAGAAUGGGGAGAAUUCCAUGAAAAGGGGGGAGAAUGGGGAGAAUUCCAUGAAAACGGGGGAGAAUUCCAUGAAAACAGGAUAAUAAAGGAGUAUUUCCUAAAUACAGGAGAUGAUAAGGGAAUAGUUCCUGAAAAUAUGGGAUAAUGAGAGAGUAUUCCCUAAAAAUGGGGGUCUGUUCCCUAAAAAUGGGAUAAUAAGGGAAUAUUCCCUAAAACCAAGGGAUUAUAAGAGAAUAUUCCCUAAAAAUGGGGGAUAGUAAGGGAAUACUCCCCAAAAGCAGGGAAUUCUGAGGGAAUAUUCCCCCAAGCAGGGAAGGGGCGGGCAGCAGCAGCAGCAGCGAGGUUUGGAGAGGUGAAGGGGAAUUGGGAUUUUCCAUCCCUCGGGGCGUUGGUGUUGUUGUUGUUUUUUUAGGGAUGAAUCCUCCCGGGACUUUUUUGGAUCGAAAUUCCGGCAGGGAGAGGCCCCUCAGGGCAUCCCAGCCCGUCCCUAAAUCCCUCGCUGCUCUGUCCUUGCCGGCGGCGCCGCGUUUACAAAAACAGGGAUGGAUGGAAUUUUUUUCCCCUGGAAAUUCACGAUAAGGGUGAAUUUCCAGGGGAACCCAAACCAGUUCCAUCCCUUUUUCCCUCCCACUGAGGCGAAUCCUCAAGCUGGACGCAUUCAUGGCACCAAAAAAAUUCCCAUUUUUGCCUCAUUUCCCCCCAGAGCUGGAAAACCCGGCCCAGAUCUGAUGGCUGAACUGAGUUCACCGCUGAAACAGGGGAAACCCCAACUUCCUUCCCCUUCUGGCCCCAAAUCUCCAAAAUCUCUAGUUUUUAUUUCAGCUGAGCUGGGUGGGGCCGAGCAGAGAGCAGAUCAGGGCUGUCGUGAGCCCGCCAUGUCCGCCAAGGUGCCGAUCUACCUGAAGAGAGGCAGCCGCAAGGGCAAGAAGGAGAAGCUGCGGGACAUCCUGUCCUCGGACAUGAUCAGCCCUCCGCUGGGCGACUUCCGCCACACCAUCCACGUGGGCAGCGGCGGCGAGAGCGACACGUUCGGGGACGUCUCCUUCCUGCAGGGCAAGUUCCACCUGCUGCCUCGUGGCGACGCCGGCGACCGCGGCGCCGAGGCGGCGCCGUUCGAGUUCUCGCGCGCGGCCACCAUGUCGGGCGGCGAGGCGGCCGCGGCGCCGUCGCCGCUGCUGAAGGUCGCCGUCCCCCGGCUGGCCGCCAACGGCGAGGCCGAGCCCUUCCUGUCGCACGCCGGGUCCCUGCUGUCCCUGCACGUGGACCUGGGGCCGUCCAUCCUGGAGGACGUGCUGCAGGUCAUGGACAGGCACCAGGCCGAGCGCGGCGCCGGCGCCCGGCCGGAGAUCCUGACGUGAGGAAGGCGUUGGGAAAUGGACGGUGAGGAUGAGGAUGAGGAUUUUGGGCGGUUUUCGGGUGUGGCUCUCGGAUUCCAGCUCGCGUUUCCUCGCGCCGGGUGAGGGUUUGGCCUCGGGGGAGAAGCGGAGUGACCCCACGAGCUCUCCCGGCCUCCUCAGUGCCCGAGCUGACCACGGGAAACCCCACGGGAUGAAUUCCCAAAGAUUCCAGCCAGGAGGAUUCGGGGGGACAGCGGGGGUUUGUUCUCCACGGCUCUGAACCUCCUGAACCGUCACGGCGCUGUCACCUCAACUUCUCCUCCAUGAAAUCCUUUGGAAAUCCCACAGAGGGGGAAACUUCCACUGGGAAAUCUCCACCGGGCUCUGUGUCCCUGUGGAGAAGCCAAAACUCCGCGUGGAGGAGCCGGGAUCUCCCAACGGAGCUCUUGUUCUAGGAACUCAAUCCAAGGAGGGGCCAAAAACCCCUCUGGGGCCGAACCGGAAAUGGUCGAGGAGAUGCAAAACCAACCAAAAAUCCCAACGUGAGCUGCAGGUGGAUCCUGGCACGGACGGAUCCGUCGCGGACGGUUUGGGUGGAGUGGGAGCAGGGAAUGCUGAGGGGAAUUCCAGCUGGAUUUUGGGGAAUAGGGACAAGAACCCCUCUGGAAACGCUGCUGGUGGAGGAGCCAGGGUGGGACCAGCGGGGCCUCCUCGUCCAGGCUCCUGUCACCAAUUCCACCCUUUCACCGAUUUCUGGCAGUUUGAGCCCAGAGCUGGAUCCCCCCAGGGCGGAGUCGCGGCCCCUCCUGACCCCGGUGCUGUUCCUCAUUGCCUAACGAGUCUAAUUUAGAUUAUCUGACUAAUGACUCAUUAGAUUCUCGUUAACGAACCCUUGUCCUGCCUCUUCCUUCCCCUCCCCCUGUGCGUCAGUAAACCCGAACCACUUUUGGUGCAAACACCCAGAAUUUGGGGAUAAACCCAUUUCCCAAGGUUUUCAUCUGUAAAAUAAGCAACAAACUGAGGCUAGUUAGGCUCGAUCAGGUUUAAUUUCUAUUUGGUCCAACCUUUCCCUGCUCUAAACUCUUUUCUCCCCCCACACUCUGUCCACGUUUUAUUUAUUUUGGGAUUUUUCCUCCCCAACCCAAUUCCAGCCGUUUCAGAGCCUCAUUUGUGAUUAAUUAACCCCAGGGACGUUUGUGAUUAAUUGACCCCAGAGAUUGGGAUGGGAAUGUGGCUCCGUGUCCCCUCCUGUCCCACAAACACACCACAGCUGCUGCUCAGAGAAACAACGUGAAGGGAAACGGGCCCAGAACGGCUCAUUUUGGGCGGGUUUCUGUGCUUUGGGGGCUUUCCAACAUGGGCUGGGUUGGGACAACGUGGAUGGACUUUUUUCCCUGGAUUUCACCCCAAUUUUCCUGGGUUCCACCCACCCUAAUCAGUGAUUUAAAGAUGGAGCUGUUUGUGCCCCACCUCAGCCCAGGAAUUGCGAAACCGUUGCUGUCGGAGCUGUUUCGAAAUAUCAAAAUCAGCCAAAAUCCCCUUUUUUUUUCCUUUUUGUUCCUUUUCUCCCUCAUUUUUUUCCCUUCCACAACUCAGGGCUGAAUUUUGGGGUGUUCCAGCUUUGAUUUGGGACCUCGUCCACUCCUUUCUGUUCUCCUCCCACUCAUCCCCCCGUGCUCCAGUCCUGGAAAAGCUCCUUCAAUUUGCCAAAUUUGGGGGAUUUUUUAACCAUUAAAAGGUGAUUUUGCUUUUCUCACCUCUCUCCUCCUUCCUUUCUUCCCUAAUAUAAACGCCCUUGCUAUAAACCCCUAAAAUUAUCCCCAAGAUUAUUGUUAUUAUCCCUGAAAUUAUCCCAAACAUCACUUUAUCCCUGAAAUGUUUUUUUCCCCCAAUCUCAUCUCCUGCAAAAAACCCAAAUUCCUUAAUUAUUAAUUCAUGAAUAAAUCAUUUG